Molecule: messenger RNA, 2735 nt
Organism: Alternaria alternata
Lineage: Eukaryota; Fungi; Ascomycota; Dothideomycetes; Pleosporales; Pleosporaceae
Product: pre-mRNA-splicing factor clf1
Exons: 2
Coding region: 239-2296 (685 amino acids)
Biological process (GO): mRNA splicing, via spliceosome; spliceosomal complex assembly
Cellular component (GO): U2-type catalytic step 2 spliceosome; precatalytic spliceosome; Prp19 complex
Molecular function (GO): protein binding
Source: RefSeq, a predicted model, not a curated record
UUACGAGAAUCGCUGUCGCCUAGCUAUCGUGUUGCAGUCGACUUGCGCAGGCAUCCGCCGUCACGUGUCUGCCAGUUUCUCUGUCCAGGACCGAAGUUGGAGCUCUAAUACCACGACACUGCCGAGGCGCGGUUGCCCUCACGUCCACGACUGACGUGCGCCUCGCCGUCUCUCGCCAUCGCGCGCAUACCUUUACUUCCCACAUCACGCCCUUGAAUAUCGCAUCCCUGCCCCAAAUAUGGAGGCAACACGAGGACCCCCGCGGGUCAAGAAUAAGGCCGCAGCGGCUGUCCAGAUCUCCGCCGAACAGCUGCUUCGAGAAGCCGUCGACCGUCAAGAUGAGAAGCUCAAGGCGCCAACGCAAAGGUUUGCGGAUAUUGAAGAGCUCCAUGAGUUCCAAGGUCGCAAGAGGAAGGAAUUCGAGGACUAUGUACGGCGGAACCGCAUCAACAUGAACAACUGGAUGCGCUAUGCUUCCUGGGAACUCGAGCAGAAGGAGUUCAGGCGCGCACGAUCCAUCUUCGAGAGAGCUUUGGACGUAGACUCCACGUCAGUCCCAUUAUGGCUGAGGUACAUCGAGAGCGAGAUGAAGCAUCGCAACGUCCAGCAUGCCCGCAACCUUCUCGAUCGCGCCGUUACCAUUCUCCCACGAGUCGACAAGCUAUGGUACAAGUAUGUCUACAUGGAGGAGACGCUUGGUAACAUUGACGGUGCCCGCUCAGUCUUCGAACGCUGGAUGCAAUGGGAGCCGGAAGAGGCCGCAUGGAGCUCAUACAUCAAGCUGGAGAAGCGCCACGGCGAAUUCGAGCGAUGUCGCGCAAUUUUCGAGCGCUUUACAGUUGUACACCCCGAACCCAAGAACUGGAUCAAAUGGGCCAAGUUCGAGGAGGAAAACGGCACCAGCGAUCUUGUACGCGACGUCUACGGCACCGCCGUCACGACCCUCGGAGAUGAGUUCAUGGACGAGAAGCUUUUCAUGGCAUAUGCAAAGUUCGAGGCAAGACUGAAAGAGCUGGAACGUGCUCGAGCCAUUUACAAAUUCGCCCUCGAUCGCAUGCCAAGGUCGAAAUCGGUUAAUCUACACAAGGCCUUUACGACGUUCGAGAAGCAAUUCGGAGACCGGGACGGUAUUGAAGAUGUUAUCUUGUCUAAACGGCGGGUUCAUUAUGAGGAGCAGAUUAAGGAGAACCCAAAGAACUAUGAUAGUUGGAUUGAUUUCGCCAGGCUGGAAGAGACGUCUGGUAACCCCGACCGAGUGAGAGACGUUUACGAAAGAGCCAUUGCUCAAAUUCCCCCAACGCAAGAAAAGCGCCAUUGGAGACGGUACAUAUAUCUCUGGCUCUUCUACGCCGUCUGGGAAGAAACUGCAUCUCACGACAUUGAACGAACACGCCAAAUUUACCAAGAGUGCAUACGCCUGCUCCCCCACAAACGCUUCACAUUCGGCAAAGUGUGGUUAGCAUUCGCUCAUUUCCUGGUUCGACAAGGUGAACUCACCGCUGCACGCAAACUACUCGGUCAGAGUUUGGGUAUGUGUCCAAAAGACAAGCUGUUCAAGGGCUACAUUGAGCUAGAAAUGAAGCUCUUCGAGUUCAAUCGCUGCCGCCAGCUCUACACAAAGUAUAUUGAAUGGAACGGCUCAAACUGCCAUACCUGGAUCAACUUUGCCAACCUAGAGCGCGGUCUCGAUGAUCUCGACCGCGCACGCAGCAUCUUCGAAAUAGCAGUCGAACAAACUGACAUGGAUAUGCCGGAAGUGCUGUGGAAAGCAUACAUCGACUUUGAAGAGGGAGAGGGUGAAUACGAGCGUACACGCGCAUUGUACGAGAGGUUGUUGGAGAAGACGGACCAUGUCAAGGUGUGGCUGUCUUAUGCGCAAUUCGAGUUGGGAGUUCCAGAUGAGACCACAGCAGAAGACGACGACGACACAAUCAGCGACGCCGCCAAAGCCCGUGCGCGCAACAUCUUCGACAGAGCGCAUGGCAAGCUCAAGGAACGCGACCUCAAGGAAGACCGUGUGGCACUGCUCAGCGCCUGGAAGGCGUUUGAGGAUGUACAUGGUACCGAGGAAGACAAGAAGAAGAUUGAGGGACAGAUGCCAAGAAAGGUCAAGAAGAGGAGGAAGCUCGACGACGACAGCUUCGAGGAGUAUGUCGAUUACGUCUUCCCUGCGGACGACGAGAGCGCUGCGAAAUUGUCAAAGUUGUUGGCCAAUGCCCAGAAGUGGAAGAUGGCGCAGGCGCAGGCAGCGCAGGCAGCGCAAGGUGCGGGAGGAGAGAAUGGGGACGGCGAGUAAGGGGUGGAGUGGUGCCAAAGAGGAGGGAAAAGAACGUGUUUGUAGAAUAAGACUAAUCAGCAUCGUUGAUCUACGAGUAUUGCGCGCGUACCGGAAGGACGACGCGCGAGAGGCCAAUCAGAAGCCGGUUCGCCCUAUGCGCGACACCAUGUCCAAUAACGGUGAAUUAAAAGAAAUGUGAAAGUUCAACGAAGUCUUUCAGCAAGAAGGAUCGAGAGGACGAACGUGUUCGAGAAGGUAAAAGGAGUACGAGAGGCGAUACGAAUACGCGGUUCGUGACGAUCCCAGCGACUUGUGGCUAAGCUGUCAAGCUGCUAGAGGAGGAAUCUCGAAUUUAUUUAUUUGAAGUUUGUUGAGCUCUAGGUAUGAACUUCUACGAUUUCACUUCCCGCUGUCUUUAUUCUACAUUCAACCUAAGUCUCGUGCGCUAAUGUUCAAU